This is a messenger RNA of Temnothorax curvispinosus, 2228 nucleotides long. It is a transcript of the gene Idh3a, whose product is annotated as probable isocitrate dehydrogenase [NAD] subunit alpha, mitochondrial. Gene Ontology annotation, biological process: isocitrate metabolic process; tricarboxylic acid cycle. Lineage: Eukaryota; Metazoa; Arthropoda; Insecta; Hymenoptera; Formicidae. Gene Ontology annotation, molecular function: isocitrate dehydrogenase (NAD+) activity; NAD binding; magnesium ion binding. The transcript has 6 exons. The coding region runs from base 128 to 1207 and encodes 359 amino acids. The record is from RefSeq and is a predicted model, not a curated record. Gene Ontology annotation, cellular component: mitochondrion.
AGGUCCGUAGUCCCGUCCCGAGUCCCGACUCCCGACUCCCGGUAGUCCGUACUCCGUGCGAACUGCGAAACAGCGCGAAUCGCGAUCAAUCGCGAGACGCGACAUUGCGAUUGAGCAGCUGAGCACCAUGGCAGCCCAGUGGAUCCGCACAGCAAUCUCUUCGAAAAUCACCGGUGCACGGCUCUACAGCAGCAAGGUACACAAAUGCACCCUUAUUCCUGGAGAUGGCAUCGGACCCGAAAUUUCCGCUGCCGUGCAAAAGAUCUUCGAUGCCGCCAAGGUGCCGAUAGAAUGGGAAUCAGUUGACGUAACGCCAGUAAAGGGUCCAGAUGGCAAGUUUGGUAUACCACAAGCGGCCAUCGAUUCAGUAAAUAGGAAUAAAAUUGGUCUUAAGGGACCUCUAAUGACUCCAAUUGGGAAAGGUCACAGAUCUCUCAAUCUUGCGCUCAGAAAGGAAUUUAAUUUGUAUGCCAAUGUACGACCAUGCCUAUCCUUGGAGGGGUACAAGACACUGUACGACAACGUCGACGUCGUCACUAUCAGAGAAAAUACGGAAGGUGAAUACUCGGGUAUAGAACACGAGAUCGUAGAAGGCGUUGUACAAUCUAUUAAGUUAAUCACCGAGGAAGCCUCUCGUAGGGUAGCAGAAUUUGCUUUCCAAUAUGCCACGGACAAUAAUAGAAAAAAGGUUACUGCUGUACAUAAAGCUAAUAUCAUGAGGAUGUCGGACGGUUUGUUCUUGAGGUGUUGUCGAGAAGCCGCACAAAAGUUUCCAUCUGUCAAGUUCGAAGAGAGGUACUUGGAUACAGUUUGCUUAAACAUGGUACAAGAUCCAAGCCAAUACGACGUGCUCGUCAUGCCUAACUUGUACGGUGAUAUCUUGUCUGAUAUGUGCGCUGGACUCGUCGGGGGCCUCGGUCUGACACCCAGCGGGAACAUUGGUCUGAACGGAGCCUUGUUCGAAUCGGUACAUGGAACGGCGCCCGAUAUUGCCGGCCAAGAUAAGGCAAACCCCACGGCGUUAUUGCUCUCCGCGGUAAUGAUGCUCAAAUAUAUGGGCUUGACCACGCACGCCAAGAUCAUCGAGCAUGCUGCUUAUGACACUAUUAAGGAAGCCAAGUAUCUGACUGGCGAUCUAGGCGGCACUGCCAAGUGCAGCGAGUAUACCAAUGAAAUUUGUAAGAAAGUUUCCGCGCAAACCAAAUAAAAAGGCAGACAUUUUGUUGGCCCAACGUUGAACUGCCAAAUACUCGUAGACGUCGUGCGUCCACAAUGAAGGGAUCGCUAUUUUUUACCAUCUGUUGUAGCGCAUGCAGUUUCGUGCGUGCGUCUCCAUUAUAAACUCGCACGCGGACGUGACGGCGUGCGUAUCGUUAAGUAUUUUUUCAGUCGUCCACGGGUGCGUUCGGGGAGACGCUAAUAGCUAAUAGCGCUAUUUAGCGCUACAAGUUGUUUGCGGAGCUAGAUGGUAGCGCUAGCAAACGCUAUCGUAACGUCACUGAUCGUAAUGUUGUAGGUCGUAACUGCGCGUUACUAACGCUUUCCUUCCGAGAUAGUGCAUUGGUAGCGGUAGCGUUUGCGAGCUCUACGAACAGUGGCAGUAAAUUGUUUGCAUCUGUUUAUCUGGGAAUUAAUUUCAAAAUUUUCUGUUGUAAACGUUGACCUGGCUACAAAUAUAAAAUGGAUCAUACAUAUAGAAAUAUACUCCAAGUACUGCUGGUAUUAAUACUUUUUUACGAUCUUGCUCUAUUUUACUAUUUGGUUAGGCUUGAAGUUAGGCGUGGUAGCGAGCUGCCCGAACGCACCCUAUAUGUGUGCAUGAAGAUUUUCUCCCUUUUUAGAUAAAUUCUCUCGAUUUAAUUUGACUUGAUAAUUCGACUUGAUUUCAAUGAUUUGUCAAAUACGAAAUUGCAUUUAACUUUCUUUAUAAAUUCAUCAAAUUCAUAAGAAACGCACGUGCGCCAUCGUUACUAUCGUCUAUCGACUGCAUCGACCGACCACGUUUCUGUAUAUAACCGAUAUAAUACAUCGCGUUUAGAUUGUGCAGAGAUAAGGUCUUUGUAGAGAUUGUAAAGAUUAUAGCCAUGUAAAUUAAAUAGUAGAAAUGCUGUAUCAUAAUUUUAAAGAAGAUUGUUAUGCGAGACGUAUGUCUUACAGUUAGACUAAGAAUAGUUGAAAUUAUUGAACUUGCGCAGUAUUAAAAAUAAAAGUUUACGAAAUUAACCCAA